AUGAAGCCGAUGUCAUCAACACAGUUCGCAGUCGCCGCUUUCCUCCUUGCUGUCCGUUUUGCGAGCGGCGAUGCAGAUGCUGCCCCCAACAGCACAAAGGUGGGGAUGAAAGUCACUGGCCAGGACAAUGCAACCUCCCGCUCCUUCAAUGCAUCAAAUGGAACCAAUGGAACAGGAAUCCUGGAGGAGGUCAUGGACAUCGAAUCUCAGCCCAUGUUCGGCAUGGUUCUUGGCGGGUUGGUCGCCAUUUGCGCCGUCAUCUCUUUUUGGCAGUGCUUCAAGUGGCUGACAGGGCCAAAGCGAGCACCGGCACCUCUUCUUGCUGAUACAGAGCUGACAGAAGGGGACCCAGUGCACGGAGAUCAACCCACCGGCUUAUGGAUGGGAGGGACUGGGCCAGCUCGUGAGCUCAUGUCCGGCACAUCGGCCGGCUUUACUCAGUUUUAG
Symbiodinium sp. CCMP2456 is the source of this 447-nucleotide messenger RNA. The record is from the annotation of a GenBank genome assembly. NCBI's taxonomy places the organism in Eukaryota, Dinophyceae, Suessiales, Symbiodiniaceae.